UGGCGUCUCGCAUUCCUGGCCCCACCUGGCGGCCUCAGCGGGCCCCACCUGCUAGCGAUUACCUCUCGCGCAGCCACCCCGUCUCACAACGCGAGUAGAGAGGGAGGGGGCGAGCACGCCGCCCGCCGCCUGCGUCGUCCAUCGCCGCCUUCGGAGAAGGAGGAGGCCGGACCUAUGGCGGGCCGCGACGGAUUCGAGGACGACGACUUCAACCUCCCUUUGUCGUCGCCACCGCGUCGUCCGUCGCUGCCGCCGGAGAAGGAGGAGGCCGGACCCGGACCCAUGGCUGGCCGCGACGGAUUCGAGGACGACGACGUCAACCGCCUGCAGUCGCCGCCACCGCGUCGUCCAUCGCCGCCUUCGAAGAAGGAGGAGGCCGGACCCAUGGCGGGCCAAGACGGAUUCGAGGACGGCGACGUCAACCGCCCACAUUCGUCGCCCCCGCGACGUCCAUGGCCGCUGUCGGAGAAGGAGGAGGCCGGACCCAUGGCGGGCCGCAACGACUUCGAGGACGACGACGUCAACCCCUUCGCCGGAGGAAGCGUUCCCCCUGCCCCCAGUUCUCGGCUCUCACCUCUCUCCCACGAGCCAGCGGGUUUUUAUAAUGUGGACAUUCCUAUGGAUUCAACUAAGAUUCCUUCGUGGACAGAGUCAGCAGGCGGCGGGGCAACCGAAGUUCGUCUCUACAAGAGAUCAUCCUAUGGAUCGGCGCUGAUUCAAAUAGCAGCUCUUGCCCCUGUUGCACCACCCCGAGCUGUGGAGGGCGGCUCCGAUGACCCCGACCAAGAGUUCGCCGGCGAGCCUGCUUUGUAUCUGGCAGUGGUCCAAGACGGCCACACCAUCGACAUCGCGCGGCUGCUAUUCCACGGCGGCGAGCCUGCGCUGGAAGUGGACAUGGCCGAGGACUACUAUGCAGCGGCGGAAUUCAGUUCCAGCGAAGGCGACCAGUCCCUCCCCCUCGACGACUAUGGGAUGGUGAAAUCCAGCUCCAGCGAAGAUGACUGGGCCCUCCCAUCACUAGGUGGUGCUAUGUCCUUUUUGGGAAGGCUGGGGUGCAAGGAGUACUCGGGGAUUGGGGAUGGGGACUGGGACUGGGACAGGGAUGAGGAUGAUGAGGAUGAGGACGAGGAUAUGGAUGCGGAUGAGGAAAAGGAUGAGACUGGGAAUGUGGAUGGGGUGGAUGUGGAUGUAGCAGUUUCUGGAGGUUAUGAUAGUGGAGGUGAUUGCAAGGAGGGUGAUGGAGAGGAGGAGGAACAUGGGGAUACUCACCAAGAUACAAUUAAGCUUCGAGUUUGGCCAGCACAGAAGCACCUGCUGCUUAAAUUUUUUAGUGGCAAGCAAUGGAAAUUAACAAAAGCCUAUCGUAUAAUCUGGCUAAACCGUGAUGAACUGGAAGAGCUCUGCAAAUUCUCUUUCAAAAUUGAUGCUACUGCUCCUGAUCCUUUUUCUACAAGCAGCGUUUUCAGAAAUGUGAACAGUUCAAUUGAUUUUGAAACGAACAAUGUUCCUUCUGCAAUUUUUGAUGAUUUUGUAGCUUUUUUGAAACCGUCAAUCAACACUUUCAAAGUCUGUAAAGAACUUGGCGAAGGCAAUGAUUGCAAGAUUUUUAAGUGCCUUGUUUCGGGUAGUAAAUGUGCUGUUAAGUGUAUCCCUUUGCAUCCAUCUUGCAUCGAAGAGCCUAGGGAGGUUAAUAUCAUUUCAAGUUUAAGGAAUGGGCGCAUUAUGAUGCUUUAUCAGUCCUGGAUAGAGCCAUGGAACUACAAAAGGCAUCCUCGACAAGAAGAUUACCUGUUUCUCCAUCUAGAGCUCUGCUCAAGCACAUUGGCGAAUGCACUUUUGCCUGAAAAGUUUGACACAAUUCCGGAUAGGUGGAAACUUUUCGAAGAGAUAGUAAGAGGUGUCGAAACACUGCAUAAUGAAUUUAUUGUGCACCGGGAUCUCAAGCCAGAUAACAUAUUUCCUGGCCAUGAUCAUGAAGUCCGAAUUGGAGACUUCGGAGAUGCCUGUUGUGGCCAAGAUGAAUUCGGAAAAUAUGGUGGUACGCCUAACUGCGGGACAAAAAGUUAUUUGGCGCCAGAGCUAGACAGUGGUGAGAAGAUAACCGAGAAGGUAUGUGUUUGAUUUUUAUUAGUUGUUGCCAACUCGGUUAAUUAUAUGACCGAGGUCCACUUUCGUUGUUACAUGCCAUCUUCCCUUUCCGUUUGCUAGGUUUAUUUUCGCAGCAUGUCUGUUUUUUCUGUGCCUCAGCCGGUUUCCUCAGUAGCUCCUCUCUUGGAUCUUUGUUUUUUUGUUGCCUUCUGGGUUAUAUCGGCAGCUUCUCUUUUGGUUUGUAAUGUGUUAUAACGUGGUAGGCUGAUAGGUUAGAUCACCCCUGGACAGAUGAGGUGUGGCACCCAGGAAAAGGAGGCUGCCACACAACAAGAGCAGGGGAAAAACUGGAAGGAUAAUUGGGAUUAUUUUUCUGCUUCUCUAUUGAUUGAUAUUGCUAGGCAUUAUAUAGCUCGCUUACAAACUUGGACGCCUAGCUGAACUAACAAACUUUAGAAAAUAACUAACUUGAGAAUCAAAAAAUAUCUCUAAGAUUUAAACUACCAAGGAUAACUAGGGAUACUUAUCCCCUUUAGUUUCAGCUGUGACCUCCUUGGUGGCCUUAUGUGGUUCCUGGUAGUUAUGUCCUAGACAUAACAUCUCUCUCCCUUUUUGAACACUUGAUCCUCGAGCUGGACUAAGGACUGCUGCUAGCCCCUUGCAGCCUCCAUAGAAACGUCUUCCUUGCAGUCAUCUGCACCUGGAUCAAUCUCCAGGACGAAGUGCUUUUGCAGCAGUGGCCAGCCAUGAAUUUCUCAUUGGAGUUGUAACAUCGGCCUUCUUCAUGCCGCAUUGCCAUCACUGCCGGUGUUAGCGUAUGUCGUGAGUGGGCUGCUGGAGAUGCCACUAUUGCAGGUCCUGGAGGUAGUGCUGCUGGAAUUGCAGGUGCAGGUGGUGCUCCGAGGUCUGGGAAUUGCUGGUGGACACCUGAGCGUCCAAUGUGCAUGUCGCUAGCUAGUGGACUUGCAAUAGGAAGCAGUAUCCAGGAGAUGCACGGUAGUGGACUUGUAGUUCAUGGCAACAUCAGCAACAAUUAAUUGUGAUUUAUACUCCAAGGCUUUUUUUCCAGAGGACCAGGGAGUCUCUCCCCAGUUCCAUUGCAACACAAUAAAACCAUACCUUGUCCAACUAAAACAGCUGAAAAAUAGUCUAGGAUUAGUGCCAGGAGUUCAGAACAGAAGGAAAAUGCAUAAAAACUUGCGAGAAUAUGAAAUAUGUUCGCACAGGUGCCCAUAAACUAGAAAGCAGACAUGGCACAAGCACAAGUGCACAGGAGCCCAUUAUCUCCAGGUGCACUGUGUGAUGGCGCAUUCUUGCCUGCGUGCAUCACCCACGGUGAAUCAUCGUGGUUAGGCCGAGCGGUCAUCAUAGGAUAUUUACCAGAUAUGCUAUAAAGCAAUCAUGCAGCUGCCGCCAGUCUCUUAAGUAGCAGAGGACCUUUCGCCACACGUGGUUAACAUUGAUCGCCACACGUGGUUAACAUUGAUCAAGCGAUCUUUUUUGUCAAACACCAAAUCAUUAAGACGGUUCCAUAGCCCCCAAAGGAUACAUCUGUAGCAUAGCUGUUUACCAGUAUCAUCUGCAGCUAACUUGUGGUUUCACCUUGCUAGAGCUUUGGCUAUUAACAUGCUUUCCUCCGAUUGCUGCUGUUGGUUUGCUUGGUUUUGAGGGGGACACAUUUUGCAUUUUUGUCGUUGUUUCUUCUUGCCAUUUGCUUCUUUAUCUUUUCUUUUCUUUCCAUUUUUACUCCUUUCUUUGUGCUUUUCUCUGUUUCUUGCUGACAUGAGACAGCUGUUUCGCCUUCAACUUGCUUGAACCCUUGCUGUCUUACUCACCUUAUUUGCUGUGUUGUCGUCCGUGCUUGCCGUUGAUUUCUGCUCAUUCAGUUUCUUGCACUUCUGCGUUAUGCUUGGUAAAACACUGAAUAUUUGUGGUUAUUUUUUGGC
Triticum aestivum (bread wheat) is the source of this 4034-nucleotide messenger RNA. Its product is annotated as cyclin-dependent kinase 11B. Gene Ontology annotation, cellular component: nucleus; cytoplasm. The record is from RefSeq and is a predicted model, not a curated record. Bases 175 to 2121 code for a protein of 648 amino acids. NCBI's taxonomy places the organism in Eukaryota, Viridiplantae, Streptophyta, Magnoliopsida, Poales, Poaceae. Gene Ontology annotation, biological process: regulation of translational initiation by eIF2 alpha phosphorylation. Gene Ontology annotation, molecular function: ATP binding; eukaryotic translation initiation factor 2alpha kinase activity. The transcript has 10 exons.